AUGGCUGAGAUUUAUAACACGGACCGCUUCGCGGAGCUCUAUUACCCAUCCAAUACCGCCGACCUCCUACAUCUAGGCCUCGCAGCGAGGUUCGUGGCGGCGCUUUUCGAGUCGAGUCGAGUUACCUACGCCUUCAUCGGUGGCUGGGCUAUUUACUUGAGAGGCUGUAGACGCCGGACACAGGACAUCGAUAUUACAGUUGCCACCUCGAUGGACCAUUUAAGACAGAUUUUGACUGCAGAACCCCGUAUCCAUUUCCCGGCUAUUCAUGGCCGAACUUCCGUUCAAAUAUUCAUUGACACAGGCCGCAGUGUGGAUGGGGAAUUCCCCCACGUACCAGAUUUAGCGGUCAGUAUGGAUAUUGUUAUUAGUGUGAUCACUGCAGGUAACCUGGGGACACCAGAGGACCUUCAGUCCUCGCGCGAGCAUAUCAAUCCUCAUAGACCAACUCCCUUGGGCUCUCCCGUUUCGGUACUCGGUUUGGUCUUCCAGAUCUAUGCCAAACUAGACGCUUUCUCCAGGCGUGGCGAACAAGAUAGCAAGGACUUCGUGGACCUGGAGUUCCUUUUCACCCAAUAUGCGAUUCAAGUACCAGCUUUCAGAGACUGCUUUAGUGUUGAGCAGCGACAGUAUUUCUGGAUGCAAUAUGCCGCCAAAUAUGCGACUUUCCCCGAACAAGUGGAGAACAUGAGGAUUCUCCUUGGGCUUUGA
Messenger RNA from Penicillium longicatenatum, 711 nucleotides. RefSeq names its product nucleotidyl transferase AbiEii/AbiGii toxin family protein. The coding region runs from base 1 to 711 and encodes 236 amino acids. The record is from RefSeq and is a predicted model, not a curated record. NCBI's taxonomy places the organism in Eukaryota, Fungi, Ascomycota, Eurotiomycetes, Eurotiales, Aspergillaceae. The transcript has 3 exons.